This is a messenger RNA of Trichoderma virens Gv29-8, 876 nucleotides long. RefSeq lists its product as uncharacterized. The record is from RefSeq and is a predicted model, not a curated record. The transcript has a single exon. The annotation marks the transcript as partial. NCBI's taxonomy places the organism in Eukaryota, Fungi, Ascomycota, Sordariomycetes, Hypocreales, Hypocreaceae.
UCCUCGACUCUAGAACAUUGGCUAUAUAGCAGCGAUAUUGAUGAGAUCUCUCUAAGUCUCUUGGAUAGAUCAGAUAUUGUUGGCAUUCAAUCUCUGUAUAGCUGGAAGUCCCUUGAGCCGGCGGAGGGUGAUUAUGAUUUCUCCAGCCUUAGAGAGGAUUAUGAAAAGGUACUUGCGAAGGGCAAAAAGUUCUGGAUUCAGCUUCAAGACAGGAGUUUCAACGCUAGCGUCGACCCAGUUCCCAAGUACCUGAAUACACCAUAUUAUAACAAUGGAAGCGCUCCAGCUUGCGAUGGAACCGCAUGCGACACCAAUUUUACAAUCAGCGGCUGGGUUGCGCAGCAAUGGAAUCCACGAGUGCGUCAUCGUUAUCACGCCCUCCUCAGCGCAAUAGCAGGAGAAUUUGAUGGCAAGAUUACCGGCAUCAAUUUACCGGAAACAUCCAUCUCCGUUAAUGAGAAUACAAAUAACUACACCGAUGAAGGUUACUUCCUGGGCGAAUUAGAAAAUGCAGGCUACGCAGCCAAAGCCUUCAAGAAGAGCUAUACCGUACAAUAUGUCAACUUCUGGCCUGACGGGUGGAACAACACCAACAACCGGUUCACAGAUUCCUUCGACUUUUACGCGAAGCAUGGCGUGGGCGUUGGUGGGCCUGAUUUAAUUCCAAAUAAACCGGGACAGGAAGCAAAUUCUUAUGUAUACAUCCCGAUGUAUCAUGAUAAGGUACCUAUUACUGUGGUGGCUGUUCAGGAACCAGAUUUGGAAGAGAUAAACAAGAGUACUGGAAUGCCGUUCACGAAAGACGAGUUUGUUGAUUUUGCUGUCAAUGAGCUGCAUGUUCGCAUUAUAUUCUGGACAGUUGAGGCACCCUGGCUG